AUGUACUGCCGCUCCAAUAAGAUAGACCACAGAGACAUCAAGGACGAAAACAUCCUCUACAACCCUAACACGAAGCAUGUCAUGCUGAUAGACUUUGGUUCCGCCUCCUUCGUCUCCUCCACCUACAAUCGUCUCCAGGGAACUGAUAUCUACCAUCCUCCUGAAUUCUUCUCGGACGGCAGCUUCAAGUCAACUGAUGGAGUUGUUUGGGCUCUUGGUUCCCUUGCUUACAUCCUACUGAACUCAAUUUCUCCCUACCCGAAUCUGGAUGACUUGAAAGAUGAUGUUCCGGUAAUCUGGAUGAACGAAAAGUCCUCUUCGUCUGCUAGAAGAUUCGUGAGACGAGCUCUGAGAAGACGACCUGUGGAUAGAGAAUCAUUGAGCCUGCUGUGGAAAUCUGCUUGGUUGAAGAAUUUUAAUAAAUAA
Molecule: messenger RNA, 426 nt
Organism: Bolinopsis microptera
Lineage: Eukaryota; Metazoa; Ctenophora; Tentaculata; Lobata; Bolinopsidae
Product: serine/threonine-protein kinase pim-2-like
Exons: 1
Coding region: 1-426 (141 amino acids)
Biological process (GO): protein autophosphorylation
Cellular component (GO): cytoplasm
Molecular function (GO): protein serine/threonine kinase activity; ATP binding
Source: RefSeq, a predicted model, not a curated record